AUGCCUGACGAGGACGGAGAGGAGGCGGCACGUCGCUUUGCUGUUUCGCUAGAGCUCAAGCGCCAGCAGUUGCUCUCCCUUACUUUCGACCUCAGACCACACGCCAGUCUCUCCCUGAGCGAAUUCCGAAGUCCGACGCUGUUCUCGCUCAACAUGGACGGCAGCGCAGCCGCCAUGUCGGGCCUAGGGAUCACCUUUGAGCCCCAACCAGUGUAUUACGAGGUCCCUCAGCUCGUACAACCGCCCUACUACGCCCAGCAGCCGCAAUACGCCCACCCGUCAGCUCCGCACGGCCGUCGACUUCUCCACUCCGUCUCGCACGAUGACGGUUUGCGUCACUACAUGUACGCCCAGCAGCAAUACAUGGUCAUGCCGACGGACUACUCGCCGGACAGUGUGCAGAAGAGGGUGCGGAUUGCUGCAGGGACGCCCGAGGUGCUGAACGGCAAAGGAGGGUACUUGCCGUACGAUCCGAAUCACCUCUCGCCGUUGUCGGACCUCGAUCCAUCGUCGACGUCCGAGACGGGAUCGUCGCAGCCUUUCUCGCCCGCCUCCCUCUCGUCUCUCCCGUCUUCCACCGAAUCAGGCGCAUAUGCGACUUUCCGGCAUCCUUCCCAGCCUUCGCCUCCCGUCUAUCCUAUUCGUCAUGAACCCUCUCAUACCCACGAGCAUGACGGAGGUCAACGAAUUUUGCUGCACGCGAACCAGCCCCUCCACCAUUCGCCAACCGAAUCUCGCCAAACUUCACGGCCCUCCCGCCUACCUGCUUUCCUGCAAGAGCGUCAGGCUCCUCCAGUCAUGCAACGCCCGCGGUCAAUGGUCGACUUGCGCGCCUCGCAAAAGCAGACGGCGCACGGCUACGUCCGCGUCGACCGUCCCCUGCCCGACCUCGUCGACAGCACCGCCGUCGGCCAACCUGGCGAUCCCGAUUGGCAAGGCAAUAGCGAGAAGCCGCGUAUGCGUCAGUCGGAGGGCCGGCCACGCCGCUUGCCGCCACCGGCUAAGCCGCCGUCGACCGACCGCGUCCGAUCUCGCUCGUUGUCAGCGCAGGAGCUGAGACAGCUUGCCCAUGCGGACGCAUCUCGCGAGCAAGGUGCAAGUGCCGGAACAGUCGUCAGGCGGGAGUCAGGACGCGCGGACGCACCGCACGAAGAGCAGCCGCAAGAGCCCGCUUCUUCGGCGGAUCCCUUCGUAGAGGGUUCUGCGAACGCCGACUUGCGGCGUCAGCCCACUUUGCUGACUACCGGCGCAUCGACUGUCCGGCGUCGCAAAGAGCUGGACCGCCUGCUUGCGCCAAGCCAGAAACACCUCUCGUUCGGGUCAUUCGCCUCGUCGCACGAGCGCGACGAACCGUCGCCCGCCUCUUCGAGCGAGACGCCGGCCUCCCAUCGCCGCGCGGCGUCAGAGUCGUCGGUUCUGCCGACAUCGCUCCCGUCGCCAGCUGCGCUUGAAGGGGCGAAGGGACCCAACCGGGCACGCGUCGACCUCGAUCUCGUCCUCGAGACGCCGCUUAUCGUCGAGGGCGGCCACCUGAAGGGUCGACUAGACGUGCGGAUCCGUCAACCUCGAGGUCGCGAAGAAGCGGUGUGGAUCAGCAAGCCCAAGAUCCGUAUCCUCGGGUUUGAAGAGCUCUCUUCGGGCGAUGGCCGCUACGUUUUCUUCCACCACGCCGCAACGGUCGACUCGCCCAGCGCAUCUCAUUCACCCUUGCCCUGUUUCGACUCGGACAGCGACGAGGAGGACUUCCACCGGGCACGCGUGGGUCAGCAUAACGUCCCCGUCGAGAUGCUCGUCCCUAUCGGCAGAGGCGCGAAGGGGCCGUGGAAAGGGAAGCAAGGUGUCGUCCGAUACAUUGCCAUUGCGUCUAUCAAGCUCAAGUCGAAGAACGGCUCGGAUCGCUCCAUCGCGCAUUUCUAUCGACAUGUCGACGUCUUCCCGUACUUCAAUCCCGCACUCGUGCUCGCUCCCGCCGUCGCACCGUUGUCAGAGGAGGCGAGCAAGGCUAUGUUCAUGGGCGGAAACGGCAGGGUGAGCCUUCGGGCGACUAUGCAUCGCGGGAUCUGGGUUGCUGGUCAGCGAUGUUACGUCAAUGUGCGGGUGGAGAACGAGUCGAGCAAAAAGGUCAAGGCCCUUACGCUCAGCCUCAUCCGCACGACGGCCAUCUACCGCUCCGACGUCAAGCCGUCGCCCGUCGCGUCGCCGGAUCUCUACGGCUUCGUCGUCGACAAGGGUGCCAGCUCGAGUAAGGGUCUGCUGCAGUCGACGAAGAAGAAGGUGGCAGACAUGACGCUCGAAGUCGGCAAGAAGGGCACGAAGGGCGUAACGGCGAAGGGUACUUGGCUUGGUGUCGAAGCAGGCGAGUGCGCCGAUUUUGCGCCUUCUUUGCUCGUCCCGGCGGACGCCUUGACGAUACCCCGCGGACGCCAUCUCGAGAUUACGUACGCUGUCAGGGUUUCGGUCGGCGGCUCGCUCUCAGCGGACGUCGCUGUCGAGAUCCCCAUCCGUAUCGUCGACUUCGUCUCGCUCGACCCGCCGCCGGGUCAUGUCGGUCCUUCGCCUCUUCCCGAACGUCCGCAACGUCCUGUCGCACGCAGCUGGAGCUCCAAUCAGCUUCGCGACGUCUCGAAUCUGCAAGGGCGGACCCUGCCUCACAAGCCCAGUAACGAGCACCUCACUCUCGACGACCUCAACGGCAUCACCCAACCAGCAGCCGGUCUUUCUCGCAUCUCCUCGCUCGCGUCUGUCCGCACGGCUGAUCUCCCGCGUGAUCCACAAGCUUUCGAGGACGACGAAAGUUCCGGAAUGUCGCACGUUGCCGUCGACGAGCACGACCAAGGACAGGAUCGCUCGCAUGUGCUUGUCGACAGGGCGCGUCAGCGGCAACUGCGCCAUCAGACGUCGCUGCAGUGCAUCUCGACGGCUAUCGCCUCUGCCACCGCGCGGAGACAAGGCGUCGUGCGGCAGCCGAGCCUCCUUUCCUACGAGCGGCGAGAAGAAGCGACGAUCGUCGAGGAAUCGGGCGCAGAGGAUACUUUCGGCGGCGCGACGCUCCCUGAGGCGGACUACGGCGUCCAGUUGGACGACCUCGACGACAUUCCCGACGGUCUCUCGCCCGUCGCCGAACAGACCGAGCACGUCGAGCUGGUCUGCGAGGGCGAGCACGAUGAGGAGCUCGACAUGCUCAUGCAGUCCAGAUUCAGCGACGACGAGGACGCUGCCAACGACGUGCCCUACUCGCACCGCUUUGGGCCGGCGCCCUCAACAGACCUCACCGAGAUCAAGGUCACCCCGCCGACUCCUGCAGGACGCCGCUUCUCGCUCUCGAUUGCGCCCGCCUCCAGCUCGCCCGUCAAAGCUCCUUCCGUUCGGCCCGGCGAUUCUCCCAAUAUCGCUCAUGUCGACUCGCCUUCCAAAUCGCCUUCAGACAAGUUCGCCUUCGCAACGCCAACUUCGCCGGUCAAAGCUCGCGUAGAGAUGUCUCCUACUCACUCCCCCGGCCGACAAGCGACGCGAAGCGCUGCAUCUCCGCUGCGGCAGGGUCGCCCUCUCCCGACCCCGCCUGCGGCACGAUCCGAGCCGCCCGCUGCGAGUGAACACGAUGCGCCUACGUUGCGCAAGACGCCCUCGGGCGCGUCACUCCGGCGCAAUCCUGGCAUCCUUCGUAAAGCCGCAUCGACAAGGUCGCUUCGCACCGCCAGCUCUCCGACGGAGUCGGUCAGCUCCUACGAGAGCUCACGAGCGGCGAGCGUUGCGCGCAGCCCGUCUCUCGCCUCGCCUCGCGUCUCGCCCAUCAUCGCUUCGGGCACGACCGCCAAGUUCCACGCAGCCAUGUCACCUCCAUCCGCAAUGCCCUCGUCUCCCGCUCGCAAGGUCGUCCAGUCGCCUUCGCCCGCGCUUCGUGCGACUCGCUCGAUGGCCGAACUGCGCGCGACGUCGUCGGCAAAACCGGUCUCUCCUCGCAAGUCCACAGUCCUGCCAUCCGUCCAGAACAAGGUCGCCGCCCUCGAGACUCGGCAAGCGACUCUCACGCGACUCGCGACGCAGACGGCGGGUAGCGGACGAGCCAGGGUCAGCAACGUCCAGCUUGCGCGGGCCGACUCGAUCAUGUCGAACGCGUCGUCUGUUGCGCCGAGCGAGUUCAACCUGAAGAGGGCGGACAGCAUGGCGUCGUUCAAGGCUCCGCUCUUCAGGCGAGGCGUCGAGGAGAUGCCGCCUCCCAUGCCGUCCCUCCCUCUUUCCCACUAUCACCCGUAG
Molecule: messenger RNA, 4254 nt
Organism: Rhodotorula toruloides NP11
Lineage: Eukaryota; Fungi; Basidiomycota; Microbotryomycetes; Sporidiobolales; Sporidiobolaceae
Product: Arrestin-like domain containing protein
Exons: 6
Coding region: 1-4254 (1417 amino acids)
Biological process (GO): signal transduction; G protein-coupled receptor internalization
Cellular component (GO): cytoplasm
Molecular function (GO): G protein-coupled receptor binding
Source: RefSeq, a predicted model, not a curated record